This is a messenger RNA of Diaporthe batatas, 366 nucleotides long. RefSeq lists its product as uncharacterized. Gene Ontology annotation, cellular component: cytoplasm. Lineage: Eukaryota; Fungi; Ascomycota; Sordariomycetes; Diaporthales; Diaporthaceae. The transcript is spliced from 2 exons. The record is from RefSeq and is a predicted model, not a curated record. The coding region runs from base 1 to 366 and encodes 121 amino acids.
AUGGCCUCGCAUCGAGUCCUGCAAUACGUCGCAGGGGCAAAAAAGAAGCCCCCGACGGUCUACCUGCAUUGCCACGUCAAGCCCGGCGCAAGCAAGGUGCGGGAGGGCAUCACCGCCUUGACUGAUAGCACCAUUGAGCUCUGCGUGUCUGCAGUGCCCAAGGACGGCGAGUCCAACAAGGCUGUCCUGGCCGUCUUGAGCGAAGCACUUGACGUCCCAAAAUCAGAUUUGCAAAUCACUCGAGGCGCCAAAUCUAGAGAUAAGGUUAUCGCUCUUGCUGGCAAGGCUGUCCAAGAUGGCGAGACGGAAUGCGUCAGCCGGCUCUUGAAGCGACUGGACGAUGCGAUCGCUUCCAACAACUCUUAG